Molecule: messenger RNA, 1260 nt
Organism: Lodderomyces margitis
Lineage: Eukaryota; Fungi; Ascomycota; Pichiomycetes; Serinales; Debaryomycetaceae
Product: amino acid transporter
Exons: 1
Coding region: 1-1260 (419 amino acids)
Biological process (GO): regulation of intracellular pH
Cellular component (GO): vacuole; membrane
Source: RefSeq, a predicted model, not a curated record
AUGAUACCGCUACAGAUCUCAACUAAAAUUUUUACUUCAUUCUUUAUUUUUGGACUACUAAACAACAUAUUGUAUGUUAUUAUUUUAUCAGCAGCAAUAGAUCUAGUUGGGUCAGCUACACCCAAGGGUGUCGUGUUGUUGGCCGAUAUUAUGCCGUCUUUCACCUUUAAAUUGGUUGCUCCAUUUUUCAUUCAUUUCAUUCCUUACAAAAUAAGACUAUACUCACUUGUUGGAUUAUCAACCACCGGUAUGUUACUAAUAUCAUUGAGUCCACAGCAGUCUAUCGGCAUGAAAGUAUUUGGCAUUAUGUUGGCGUCAUUAUCUUCAGGGGUGGGAGAAGUGAGUUUUCUACAAUUGACUCACUUUUACACGGUAGGCGACCGAAGUAAUGGGGGUAAUUCAAUAGGAAUUAGUGGAUUUUCUAGUGGUACCGGAGGAGCUGGCCUCUGUGGUAGCUUUUUGUUUAUGUUGAUGACCAACAUGAUCGGCAUACCGGUUAAAAUUGUAUUGUUGAUGUUUGCUAUUUGUCCUUUGGGAUUUUUGGCUACCUAUUACUUGCUACUUCCUGCUCCUGACCACGAAUAUCAUGAGAUUGGAGAUGGGAUAUUUAAUGAAGAAACUGAAGAAAUUGGAAUCGGCACGGCCGAUCUGGACUUACCCGUAGUUUCGACUGUCACUGGGCAUAUAAAGGUAACUGUGGAAAAGAUUAAGCCCUUGAUUAUUCCAUUUGUGAUACCAUUGAGCACAGUCUACAUCUCAGAAUACGUCAUCAACCAAGGUAUCACACCUACUUUACUUUUUCCUUUGAAGGAUCUUCCCCAUUGGCUAUUUUCUAACUACAGAGACAUCUACGUUGUUUACGGAUUCUUGUACCAGCUAGGAGUAUUCAUUUCUAGGUCGUCAAUAUCCUUUGGCAUACGCAUAAAGAGACUAUACUUGUUAUCGGUGUUGCAAUUUGUCAAUGUUAUUAUAACGGUCAUUCAGUCAAUAUAUGACCUUCCAUUCACGUCAAUUUGGUUGCUUUUGAUUCUAAUUCUUUACGAAGGGCUACUAGGAGGCUUUUCAUAUGUCAACACCUUUGUUUCAGUUAGCGAAGGCGUUCCUAAAACCAAACGAGAGUUUAGCUUGGGCUGUGUGAGCGUGAGUGAUGGAAUGGGGAUUGCUAUUGCCGGAUGUAUAAACUUGUGGCUUGAAAGGAAGUUAUGUGGUUUUCAGGUGGAUAGAGGAAGAGACUGGUGCUUGAAUGGAGGGUCGGUAUAG